Molecule: messenger RNA, 7644 nt
Organism: Gadus morhua (Atlantic cod)
Lineage: Eukaryota; Metazoa; Chordata; Actinopteri; Gadiformes; Gadidae
Gene: cacna2d1a
Product: calcium channel, voltage-dependent, alpha 2/delta subunit 1a
Exons: 40
Coding region: 395-3655 (1086 amino acids)
Cellular component (GO): L-type voltage-gated calcium channel complex
Molecular function (GO): voltage-gated calcium channel activity
Source: RefSeq, a predicted model, not a curated record
CGGAUACCGAUCCGUGCGUGAGGUCACACAGCGCUGGUGAGCUUGGGGUGAUCGGCGACGUGCCCUCCUCUCCUCUCUCCUUCCCCAUUCGCCGCCGUCUGCGUGUCUACUGUAGGCUACAACGCGAGAGGCUACUGUCAAAGCGGUGGGGGGGAACCAGACAUGUGCCUGCUGGUGAAUUAAACAAGAGAAACGCGAACAAGCCGAGGUUUGUUUUCAAACUCGCCCACGAUGGCGCUCACAGUGUUUGAUUAAAAACGCCACAGCGCUCCGUUUGGUGUGCGGACUUUCUUUUUGCGGACUUGAUUUACUUCGCCUUCUUAUCUCCCUUUUGGAUCGAGGUUUUUUUCGGGUUAUUCUGCUUGUGAACACGCGGACAGGAUUACGCAUUACCAUGGAUACCUCCACUUUUUCCGUCAGCCUGUUACUCCUGGCCGCGAUGGGGUCCGUCUCCGUGGGAGAGUUCCCGACAGAACAAAUGAUCAAAGAAUGGGCGGACCAGAUGCAGAAGGACCUGAUCUCAUUAACGGACACAGCCAGCGGCAUGGACAGCCUAAUAGAGAGUUACCACAACCACAGAGAUCGCUUCAAGGUGGAGUCCAACAGCCCCACCGAUCUGGUUGCCAAGGCAGCGGAGAACAUCGAGAAGCUGCUGUUAACGCGCUCCCAGGCGCUAAAGAGACUGGCUUCAGAAGCAGAGAAAUAUCAGAUGGAGCACGAGUGGAGGGAUGAUUAUACGGAAGACGAAAUUAUUUACUACAACUCCAAAGAUGGCAUUAACCAGACGAAUAAACGCUUUGUCCCAGACGACUUCCAGGACGACCCCGACUUCAAACGGAAGGUGUCCUACAACACCACCGCCGUGCACAUCCCCACGGACAUAUACAAUGGCUCCACCAUCGUGCUGAAUGAGCUGAACUGGACCGAGGCGUUGGAGGAUGUGUUCCGCAAGAACAAAGAGGAGGACCCCUCUCUGCUGUGGCAGGUGUUCGGCUCUGCCACCGGAUUGGCUCGCUUCUUCCCAGCGUCCCCCUGGAUGGACUCCAGUAAGACCCAGCAGAAGAUCGACCUGUACGACGUGCGCAGGCGGCCCUGGUACAUCCAGGGAGCAGCCUCUCCAAAGGACAUGCUGAUCCUGGUGGAUGCGAGCGGCAGCGUGUCAGGCCUCACCCUGAAGCUGAUCCGGACGUCGGUCAGCGAGAUGCUGGAGACGCUCUCUGACGACGACUACGUCAACGUGGUGUCUUUCCAUGAGACGGCCAAGGUGGCGGCGUGCUUCCAGAACCUGGUGCAGGCCAACGUCAGGAACAAGAAGAUCCUGAAGGUGGCCGUGCAGGGCAUCACCGCCAAGGGCAUCACCAACUACCGCGGGGGCUUCGAGAAGGCCUUCGAGCAGCUUGCCCUGAUGAACGCGUCCAGGGCUAACUGCAACAAGAUCAUUAUGCUCUUCACUGACGGAGGAGAGGAAAAGGCAACGGAGAUCUUUAACAAAUACAAUUCUGACAAGAAGGUGCGCAUCUUCACAUUCUCAGUCGGGCAGCACAACUACGACAAGGGACCAAUCCAGUCGAUGGCCUGCGAAAACAGAGGCUACUACUACGAGAUUCCAUCGAUAGGUGCCAUCAGAAUAAACACUCAGGAGUACCUGGAUGUUCUGGGACGGCCCAUGGUCAAGGCCGGCCAAAAGUCUAAGCAAGUUCAAUGGACUAACGUCUACCUGGAUGCCCUGGAACUGGGCCUGGUCAUCACCGGCACCCUGCCCGUCUUCAACAGGACCAACACCCGGGCGGACAAAGAGAGAGGCGUGAAGAAGCCCCAGAGCCAGCUGAUCCUGGGCGUGAUGGCCGUCGACGUCUCCCUGGAGGACAUCAAGAGGCUGACGCCGCGAUUCACCUUUGGACCCAACGGCUACUACUUUGCCAUCGACCCCAACGGCUACGUCCUGCUCCACCCCAACCUCCAGCCUAAGAACCCCAAGUUCCAGGAACCGGUGACGUUGGACUUCCUGGACGCUGAGCUCGAGGACGAGGUCAAAGUUGAGAUCAGGCAGAAGAUGAUUGACGGCGAGACGGGCGACCACAUGAUCAGCACACUGGUGAAGUCCCAGGAUGAGCGGUACAUCGACCGAGGCCUGAGAUCGUACACGUACGCGCCGGUCAAAGGCAGCGACUACAGCCUUGCCCUGGUGCUCCCGGGGUACAGUAUGCAUUACAUCCGCGCGGACAUCGGCGACACCAUCACCCAGGCCAAAUCAAAUUUGGGGAAAAAUGUCACUGAAAGUCUUCUGGCCUUUGAAGAGCAUGGCCACACAUUCAUAGCACCGAGAGACUACUGCAAGGACCUGAAGCCCCUGAAGAACAACACAGCGUUCCUGAAGGAGUUUCUGGACUACAUCGACAGGAAGACUCCCAACAACCCCAUGUGUAACGUGGAGCUGGUGAACCGGCUGCUGCUGGACGCCGGCAUCACUCACGGCCUGUCCCAGAUCUGGAAGGAGCGAGAGCUGCAACAUGGCGUCUUGGCCAGAUUUGUUGCCACCGACGGCGGGAUCACCCGAGUCUACCCCAAAAGCGCCGGUCAAUAUUGGACAGAGAAUGCGGAGACGUAUGAAUCCAGUUUUUACAAGAGGAACCUGGACAAUGAUCUGUACAUCUUCACUCCAACCCCCUGGAGCCCUACCGCCGCUUACGAGAACGGGACUGAGGAGGCCAUCCUGGUCAGCCGAGCUGUUGACCUCACCAUCGAUGACAUCACACUGAAACCAGCAGUGGUCGGGGUCAAGCUGGACAUCGGCGUCUGGAUGACCAGCUUCAUCAACACCACUCAGAGGCCCAACUGCAAAGAUGAGAUCUGUGGCUGUCAGCGUAAUGACGAGUACGUGGACUGUGUCAUUCUGGACGACGGGGGUUUCCUGGUGAUGUCCAACCAGGACAACUACAUGGAUCAGAUCGGGCGGUUCUUCGGGGUCAUGGACCCCACUCUGAUGCUGGACCUGGUCAACUCGUCGCUCUACACCUUCAACAAGACCUUCGACUACCAGAGUCUCUGUGACCCCGAGAAGGAGACACGGGGAGCCGGCCCCCGAUCAGUCUACGUGCCCACCAUCGCAGACAUGUUGAACAUCGGCUGGUGGGCCACAGCUGCGACCUGGUCCAUCAUGCAGCAGAUGUUGGUCAGCCUCACCUUCCCAAACUUCAUGGAAGCAGCCGAUGUGGAGGAGGACCUGUCGGACUCCAUGUCCAAGGAGGGCUGCAUCACGCAGCAGACCCAGUACUUCUUCGAGUCCAGCGAGCUGUCCUUCAAGGGGACGGUGGGCUGCGACAACUGCUCCCGGAUCUACCACGCGGAGAAGCUGCCCAGGACCAACCUGGUGUUCAUCAUCGCUGACGCCCGACACACCUGCGUGCAGUGUGAGGGCAGCCCGCUGGUCCAAGACGAGCAGCCCUCCACUGGUCCGAACCCGUGUUUCCUGGCCAGGAACCCGCGCUACAGGAAGGGGCCCACCAACUGCUUCGACGACAACACCAAGGAGCAGGACUUUGGCUGCGGGGGGGCGGCGGCCCUGAGCCCCUCCCUGUGGACUCUGGUGGGGGUCCAGAUGCUCCUGCUGUGGACGAUGUCCGGUAACCGGAGCCCCGCCCACGUCCCCUCGUGACCCCUGACCUCUCCGGGUCACCCAAUACCUAAUGCCCCCCCCCUCUCAACGAUGAUAAUGACAACAACCAUGACAUGAUGAUGAUGAUGAUGAUGAUGAAGAUUAAAUUGCUUUGCGGUGAAGAAGAUGAAGAGGCGGCUAAACGCUGCGAGUGCUGCUGGGUAAUUCCUCCCAGGCCAGGCUGUGUGCGUCUGUGUAUGUCUGUGUGCACUUGUGUGCGUCGAUAAGGGGAGAGGGUUGGGGGGGGGUUGGAGAGGGAAGGAAACGCCUGCUGAGAGAUAGCGCUUGAAUAAUAAGCGAGAACCUGACCUUUGACCUUUUGACCCUAACCCCCCCCCCCCCCCCCCCUCCCUCCCUCCACACUUUACCCGCGGCCAUCGGAGAUUAGAGGAAUACGAUCGGCCACUUUGUGAACUUUCUCUCCCUUGCUCAUGCCCCCUCCACCCCAAUACAACCCCCCCCCCCCCCUUCACCCCACCACCACCACGACUACAGACUGGACUGCCUUUAGUGCAGGGGGGGCAGAUGGAAGUGGACAGGUGAGGAGGGGGUUCUAGUGACGUCUUAUUUAAUACGAGGGGUCUUUUUUUACUUCAACACGGCAUAAAAGAUCGCCGAGCUUUGCAAACAAACGUUUUGAGUAUUUUUUGAGGAAGUUAUUUUACGGCUGGUUCUUCAGCGAUUGGAGUGAGUCACUAUUUAUUGAGUUUAUUUGUUUGUUUGGGUUUUCAUUGCAAUAAGAGAAGCUGCACUUUUAAAAUUAUUUAUGGUGUUUUAUUUUCAUUUCUUUAAAACCUUUUUCUUUUUAAGGGCCGACACCGUACCGUUGUGACGUCGUCGUGCCUGUUUAUUUUCUUACUCUUUCUUCAUUACUUUUAUUAAUUUUAACUGGUCACAAGUCUUUCGGACAUUCGGUCCGAGCGCCUUCAGCACGAUCUUCCCUCUUGUAGAUAUGUGUGAUAUAAAAAAAAAAAAAAAAUGGAAAAUAUAGACAUUGUUUUAAUAGUAAACCAAUCCAAGCGAUCCACUGCCAUGGGUCUCUCUCUGUCAAAGGACACAGACACUCUUUCUCUCGUGGACUAGUUGACACACUUUGGUGUGAGUUGUGGUCCCCUCUGCCUUCUUUUACUUUGAAACUUUGAAACUGAAAUCUUGUUGCCAUGGUGCACGUCAACCAAUCACAGUGACCCUGUCCUGUCUCUCUUCCGUGCUCUUCUUCAAAGGUCAACUCUAGUGCCAAGAAAAGAGAGACGAAAUGAAGUUUGUCUCUGUUUAGUAUACCGUGCGCGUGUUGAAGACGUUUAUCCGUUUAUUUGAAAACGUAUGAAUCGGGACUGCAUGUUACAGAUUUGCUUUUGUGUUUUACGCCAAGUUUCUAAAUUCAUAUCAUUUUAGAUACCGAAUGAAGACUUUCAUCAUUUGUUGAAAUGUUUUUGGUAUGAUACAGUGUAUGUGUACAUUACUUUUUAAAAAUAAAACCACUACUAUGUGCACUGGAACUUCAAAGUUAUCGUUGAAAGUUAUCAACUGAGAAAUCAUUUGACAAAAGUGCGGGUUAACACAACGAAUGAGUCCUUCCGUUCAUGUUCUGUGCUCUAAGGUGAUCUAGCCUCCCCUUUGGUCUGGGGCCUUCUGAUGCAGUAACUGUUAAAAUAAGACAUGAGAGCUGUGUAAAGUUUGGAGGGUAUUUGUUUGACGUCCAGUAAAUAAGACAGUCCCUCCCAAACCUACGAGUUAUCGGGUGGAAGAUGACGCCACCGAGUGCAUUUUGGCCAGACCGUUACGGCUAAUCGCAACCCUGUUCCAUCCGGGAAACAAACAAGCUGCUAAAUCACAGACACGGGCCUCGUGGUUGAACGGAGCGAGUGUUGACUACGGGAGAGAUCCCUGCCAAACGAUAACCCAAAGGGACUUCAGCGACGUCGGGCUCUGUAUUUACAGUGUGUCGGGAUUCAAAUCGUUAUUAUCAUUAUCAGGACCACAUGGCCGAUGGCUGUUGAAUCUCUCUAGUUCAGAUUUAUUUCAUAUAAAUGAAAUGUCAGAUUAAAAAGAAAAGCCUGGCAACACAGAAGCGAGUUAGCGGCAUGAAAGCAGAGUGCGAGUGUGUCUGGGGAAAUGAGGGUUUAGUUGCUGGACGGAUUCUGAAGGAUGAAGAAGGAAAAACAGCUGAGAAGGCUUUGAUCAUCUGGUCAUUGGGUUGUGGCAGAUGUUAUGUGGUGGACUUGGAAACGGUACAAUAUAACUAUUAUUAAUAUUGUCAGUGUUUAUGUCUGGUAAGAAUUGACAAUCACAAUUUUGUUGACAAUUGCGUGCUGCUGUGAGCGUACAUCUGUCCCAGUCACGAGGGUAUGGAUGACGUCUGUCUCCUUGUGUGUAGAGCUGACGGCUGGGGGGUUAUCACGCCGCCUUCCAACUCGAUAGGACGCCACUCGGCAGGAACUGAACCGUUUAUCCAAUGCCGGGCCCUGCGCGAUGUGGGGCCAGUAGUUCACUGCUACUCCCGCACUUUAGCGAUAGCAGUGUGUGAAUUCACGGCUGUUUGUUUGACCCCCCCCCACACACACACACACACACACACACACACACACACACACACACACACACACACACACACACACACACACACACACACACACACACACACACACACACACACCCCAAAUCCAUUUGCAGCAAACCAGAAAAGAGUUAGCUGGAAAUGAGUUCAUGAAGAUAGUUCUGCCAUUCUCGUCGUAGUGGGGAACACGUGUGUGUGGUUAGGUCAGGUACUCUGAUGAUCUCGUGGGGCACUUUGAGGUCUUGUUUGGUUCCUUUCCCGUUGUUGUCUUUCCAUCUCCCGCUGAAAAGGAUGAAACUACUGUAAAAUAAUUCAAUUAAAUAAGAAACUAGUGGAUUUCUAACCCUAAAUGUGUUCUCACACUAGCGGAUAUCAAGUCAAGUGCCAUAGGAUUCUCUCACUGGAGAGGAACCUAUUCCCUUAUUAAUGACCAACUACCGGAGUGUCAUUAGAGUUUUUCUCUGUUGCAUGGUGGUGGCCUGCAACGAUAAUACAUAUAUAUAUAUAUAUACUGUGUGUGUGCGUGUUUGAUGACAUAAUAUUUACAUGAAACAUACAUUGUCAGGCAAUUGUUUAUGAUAUGUCUAUGGUAUGAUCAGCUGUUUUCUCACUGCCUUUCUCUUGGGGAGACAGCAUUUGGUUCACGGGGGGCGGGAGAGGCGGUCAAAGCAAUUACAGAAGCCUGAUUGGAUAGUGUGGCGUUUGAAUGUGGUACUCCUGUCAUAUGAUUGGCCGAAAACCCUUUGAGAAUUGCCUUUCAGUCACUCAAGAUCCCAUCGAACGUUAUAAUAAAUUUGACUAAUGACGACAAACUCAGUGCGAGUAAUGCACAGAGUUAUUGGAAAACGGAUAUGGGCUUUGUGGCUGUUCAAAGUCCCCAAGCCUCUCUUUAAGUGCUAAAAAUUCCGAUGCUGUCACCUCAGGAAUCCUAUAUAUGAUUGACGUGUUUUUGAUGAUGUCGGUACUCUGCUAUCUGUGUGGGCUUGUGUGGUUUGAGCUUUCUCUAUUUAUUUAUUCUUUUUUAUUUCUUGAGGAUUGCUUCACGUGUGUUGUAAAUGGCGUGUUCUGUAACCUGCCGCUACCUGGCGGAUGAUUGGCGGGGCCCGACGGCCAAUCCUGUGUGGCCUGUGUGGCUUCAAAGCAGCCAAUGGAAAGCCUACAUUAAUUCAGCGAUUUGAGCCAAUGCCAGGUUCUCUUUCCGGGAGGGGGGUCAUGUUCGGGCUCCUCAGUGAAACCAAGCCCGUUCGGGGUUUAAUAUGUAUAAACGAAACUCUUCAGAGUCAAGCGUGGACAUUUUGUUGAAAGAAAAAUAAAAAUCUCUUGACGAAAAUGAACAUGGACAAAGCAAGUGCAUAAUCCUCGAGGGAGGAAGGAGAACGUGUUGGUUUGUGUGCAACCAAGGUAUCCCGAAUAAACGAGUUUAUGAUUGCUA